AUGGAUCUCGCAAGUCUGAAGGAGGCUGCGGCCAAUUUGUCCCUUUAUGACCUUAAGGCCGGUGUCCGAAAGGUCCAAAAUGCGGUUAUGAACUACACGGAGAUGGAGGCAAAAGUCAGAGAGGCCACGAAUAACGAACCAUGGGGAGCCAGCUCUAGCCUGAUGCAAGAAAUCGCAAAUGGGACAUACAACUAUCAAUUACUUAACGAGAUCAUGCCCAUGAUCUAUAAACGUUUCACGGAGAAGGCAGCUGAAGAAUGGCGGCAAAUCUACAAAGCUCUCCAGCUGCUGGAGUUCCUAAUCAAGAAUGGUUCAGAGCGGGUUAUCGACGAUGCGCGGUCUCACCUCACCCUUUUAAAGAUGUUGCGGCAGUUUCACUUCAUCGACCCGAAUGGCAAAGAUCAAGGGCUAAACGUCCGAAACCGAGCCAAGGAACUUGCGGACCUCCUCAGCGAUGUUGAUCGAAUCCGAGCCGAGCGGAAGAAAGCACGAACAACGCGAAAUAAAUACACCGGCGUUGAGGGGGGAGCUGGCUUAGGUGGCGGCCUUUCUAGUGGCAGCAGAUAUGGAGGGUUUGGAAGUGAAGAACAGGGUGGGUAUGGAGGUUAUAGUGGUGGGGUAUAUGGUGACGGAGGCGGUUUUGGAGGCCAAUCAAGUGAUUUCCAAGAUACUGGAAGCCGUGGCGAUUCGGGCGGCCCUCGCCGGGAUAGAUUCGAUGAAUAUGAUGAAUAUGACGAGGGGGCAGUAGCUGCUCCAGGACGGCGACAGGCCGAAUCCUCAGCCGCAUCCUCAAGCCGACGGAAGACAACCGAGAGCGUUGCCAAAAAAGCAGAACCACCCAAAAAGAAGGAACCCGAAGUGGAUCUUUUCUCUUUUGAUGAUCCAAUUCCAACCUCUGCCCCUGUGGUAGCACCCAUAGCUGCAGGCGCUUCAAACGCUGCUGAUGAGGAUGAUUUCGAUGAUUUCCAAUCUGCCACCCCUUCAGUGCAGCCAGCGGCUCCAACAGCAUUCUCUCCACUCUCUCAGCCAACUGCUACAACCACAGCUACCACCCAAUAUGCUGCUCCCCAGCCAAUCUCAGCGCCAAAACAAGCAAACUUGUCAGAUUUGGUUGGAUUCUCAUCCAUUUCACCCGCGCCAACUGGCGCCCCCACUCCAGUCAACUAUUCAUCAUUUUCAACUCCAGCUGCACCUGCAGCUCAACAACCCAAGCCUACCGCAUACCAAGGCUCACAGCCCAACUACUUCACAUCCGUUCAAGUCCCUACAACACAAACAAAGCCAGCCUUGGGUGCGUCAUCCGCAAAGUCCCCAGCUGCGGCAAAACCUUCUUCAGGGCAAGACGCGUUUGGUUCUCUCUGGUCGACGGCAAGCUCUGGGGUUAAGAAGACCACUGCCCCUACUGCGGGCCCUGCACUUGGACAGCUGGCGAAGGAGAAGGCUAGUGCCGGUAUCUGGGGUGCUGGCUCAUCUACAAAUACGGCGCCCCCGCAGCAACGGCAAAACCCGGCAGCAGGACAGCAGAAGCUGGGAGGUGGCCUGGAUGAUCUCUUGGGCUAG
Messenger RNA from Venustampulla echinocandica, 1560 nucleotides. RefSeq lists its product as uncharacterized. The transcript is spliced from 4 exons. Gene Ontology annotation, molecular function: phospholipid binding; clathrin binding. Gene Ontology annotation, biological process: endocytosis; Golgi to endosome transport. Gene Ontology annotation, cellular component: plasma membrane; endosome; clathrin vesicle coat. Bases 1 to 1560 code for a protein of 519 amino acids. Lineage: Eukaryota; Fungi; Ascomycota; Leotiomycetes; Helotiales; Pleuroascaceae. The record is from RefSeq and is a predicted model, not a curated record.